AUGUGGAAAUGUCUUUAUUUGCAACGAUGCCGCAUUCACAGCUCGGCCCAGGUGCUGAAGAAAGCUCCUGUGAGGUUGAAGGGGAAGAGUGGAGCAGAGCAGCGCUGGAUGGUGCGACAGAUCAACGACCCCUUCGUUAAAGCAGCUCACCUUCAGCACUUCCGGUGCAGGAGCGCCUUCAAACUGCUGGAGAUCGAUGACAAAUACCGCCUUCUCAAGCCUGGUCUCAGUGUCAUAGACUGCGGUGCUGCACCCGGAGCCUGGAGCCAAGUAGCAGUGCAAAGGGUCAAUUCAACUGGGGAAAGGCCUGAUUUAGCCAGAGGGUGUGUAUUUGGAAUAGAUCUACUGCACAUUGCUCCUUUGCAAGGUGCCCACUUCCUGUCCAACCGGGAUGUCACCAGCCCCUCUACUCACGCCGAGCUGCAGGAGCUCCUUCCUCAAGCUUACGCUGAUGUCAUCCUCAGUGACAUGGCACCCAACGCCACUGGGCUCAGGGAGCUGGACCAGGAGAGACUCGUGUGCAUGUGUCUUUCACUGCUUGAGCUAGCCGAGAAGCUGCUGCGGCCUGGUGGCUCACUGCUGUGUAAGUACUGGGAUGGAGCGCUUGCACCUAAGCUCCGGGAAGGUCUUACCCGUGCUUUUCAAGACGUGAAGACCGUGAAGCCCAAAGCAAGUAGGAAAGAGUCGGCUGAGUUAUAUUUCCUAGCCAGGACAUUCAGGAAAACCUAGUAUCACUCUUCAUGGAUGUAGAUUAUUGACAGAAUUUUUCAAAGGUUGUUUUUGAAGCAUGGUGUAUCAGGGAUAACUCAUUUUGUUUUUGUAUUGUUGUUGUUUUGUUUUGGGUUUUUUUUUUUUCUUUCAAAUGUAUGAACGUGAUAUGACAAAAAUCAGGAUAUCACGAUAAUUGAAGACAUUUCUACGAUACAUGAUGCACAUCACGAUAUAUAAUUUAGCUAACAAACUGUCUGCAAUUAAAAUAAACAAAAAAAAUUAAUGCGAGUUUGACGAUACUUUUCCUUAAUGCCUACAAAGGCAAAGAAGAUUAAGUAAAAAAAAACAAACAAACAAAACAAUUUUUAUUACAUCAAAUCAACGGCAUCUAUUCAGUACCAUUGAAUUUGUUAUUAUUAAAAGCGACAAAAGUACAUCACCAUACCAACGAUAUCUCAGAAAAGCGUAUCACGUAGUUGUUCAUCAUGAUAUUGAUGAUAUAUCGAUACAUCGUCCAGUCUUAGUUGUUGCAUAACCACAGAAGCCUUCAUUGAUUGGUUCUGAAUAUACAGCAUGCCUGCAUAACUGUUUAUUACAUCUGUUAAUAUUUGUUCGUGGGCUGUGUUUGGCAGAUGUACUACAGAGAAAUAACGAAUAUAAAAAUUAUCAUUAAAAACCACACAGCAAAAGA
Ictalurus punctatus (channel catfish) is the source of this 1402-nucleotide messenger RNA. It is a transcript of the gene mrm2, whose product is annotated as mitochondrial rRNA methyltransferase 2. Gene Ontology annotation, biological process: RNA methylation. The coding region runs from base 1 to 729 and encodes 242 amino acids. The record is from RefSeq and is a predicted model, not a curated record. Lineage: Eukaryota; Metazoa; Chordata; Actinopteri; Siluriformes; Ictaluridae. The transcript is spliced from 2 exons. Gene Ontology annotation, molecular function: rRNA (uridine-2'-O-ribose)-methyltransferase activity. Gene Ontology annotation, cellular component: mitochondrion.